GUGGUCUUUAGAUUCAUAGUCAAAAGAAAGGCGGGUUUUGAGCAAAUUCUUAAAGGAGCAUCUUAUUCAAGAUAAUCUUAUUUGAAAACGUCUUAACGUGAUUCAUAAAUCCAUUUAAGCAUGGGAUUAAGACUAUCUUAUUAAUCAUGAAUUCAUAGUCAUUAAAGACCAUCUUAUUUCACGUCAUUUCACGUACACACUGACAAAUAAGACGAUCUUUACCAAGAGAUGUCCGAGGACCUCUUGAGCAACAUAUUAUUGCAUUUUGGUUGUAUCUUUUGGUUUUAGAAUGAAUUUAGAGAAUCCAAGAAAUUUGGAUUUCCAUAUAAAUUUUUCUAGUGACGAAGAAGGAGUAGAAGAUGCGAUAAGGCGUGCUCCUAAACGUUAUCUUCGUGAUUUUCAAAAUCCUUUUGAAUUUUAUAGUGAAAUAGAAUUUAAAAGAAGAUUUCGGUUUUCCAAAAAUUCCGUGUUGUUUGGGAUUUUUCCUUUAAUAGAGCAAGGACUUGCCAAAAUAAACAAUCGAGCAUCUCUGGAAUCAGCUCGACAAGACGCUGCCAAUUAUCAAACAACAGAAAAACGAAAAAGGCAACAUUUUCCAUGCAAUCGUUAUAGCAGUGAGAAAGAGGAAGAUGAAACAAGUUCCCAAACUGCAGCGAAUAUUAUGUUGAAAGAUGUAAAUCAACGUUUAACCAAAAUAGAAACUGCUCUCAAGAAUCAUUCUCAAAAAUCUUUUAAUGUCGUUGAAAAUACUCUUAUUGCAAAAUUUUUACCUCUUACUACAAUAGAGAAUAUAAAGGAAUUCGAUGUAUUACUAAAAACUACGGAUGAGGCAGUGACGCAAUUUAAAGAAUUUAUUUCGAAAAUAGGAGGAAAUAAUUCCAGAGAUAAUAUCCAUCGAACUCUCAGAAAAAUAUUUACAAAUGAAUGUGCUAUGAACUGUUCGUGGAAAGGAUUGCGAAAUAAUUUUCGAAUCGUGGACUUGUACAUCACGAAACUUAUAAAAAGAGAAAUAAUCUCGUGCUACAUAAACUUGACGGAAUCAGAAUAUAAUAUAAUUCAUAGGAGAACAAGAAUAAUUGUAGAAAGAACGUUUGGUAUGUGGAAACGUAGAUUUCCUUGUUUGUCAAAAGGGCUUACUACAAAAUUGUCUACGUCUACAACAAUCAUUGUGGCAUGUGCUGUUCUUCAUAAUUUAUCAUUAAUUUUUAAUGAUAAAUUAGACGAUGAUGAUGAUGAUGAAGAAUUAGAAAAUGCAAAUAACGAAGUUUCAGAGAUCCAGCCUCACUGGCAGCCUGGAGAUGGCUUUCUCGUAAGAAAUGCUCUUAUCGAACGACUAUUUAGAUAAAAUUUCCUUUAAAUA
Molecule: messenger RNA, 1360 nt
Organism: Linepithema humile (Argentine ant)
Lineage: Eukaryota; Metazoa; Arthropoda; Insecta; Hymenoptera; Formicidae
Source: RefSeq, a predicted model, not a curated record